AUGCAGAUAGUGUCAGGUAAUGGACGUACAUUCGUAUCAAACGAUUUUCAAAAGUUCUUACAAAAUAAUGGAAUUAGCCAAAAGUUAACAGCGCCAUAUAACCCAGCGACAAAUGGAUUAGCAGAGCGUUUUAUACAACCAUUAAAGAAAUCUUUACAUACUAUAGAUACACAGAAAACAAAUUUAUACGUAGCAUUACAGCGCAUACUAAUGCAAUACAGAAUUACUCCACAUUGUACGACAGGAAUUUCUCCAGCGGAAUUAAUGUUCAAUAGGAAGAUUAGAUGCACUCUAGAUAUAAUGCGACCUAAAAAUAACGAAAGUGUUGAAUAUUACAACAAUAAAAGCGUGUUAAAUUUUAAAAAAGGGAAGAGAGUGAGCUGUAGAAACUAUCAACGUGGAGACAAAUGGAUUUUCGGGAGAAUUCUUAAGCGUAUAGGAAAAUUGCAUUAUAUAGUUAAAUUAGAUGAUGGACGAACUUGGAAACGACACACUAAUCAAAUACGACUGAUUGGAGAGUUUACUCCUUCACGUUUAUCGUCGGAAGACAAAAACGUAGGGAAAUACAUAGAUUAUGCAACCGAUAUAGAACCUCAACAAGCAAUGAAUCCUUUAAAUAUGGACAGAGCGGAAGAACCGCCGGAACCAUUGAAUGGUGAAACAGGCGUGCGUAGAUCGCAAAGAAUAAGAGCACCGCCAGCUAGAUAUGGCGAUUUCAGAGUUCAUUGA
Messenger RNA from Hylaeus volcanicus, 729 nucleotides. RefSeq lists its product as uncharacterized. Gene Ontology annotation, molecular function: nucleic acid binding. Gene Ontology annotation, biological process: DNA integration. NCBI's taxonomy places the organism in Eukaryota, Metazoa, Arthropoda, Insecta, Hymenoptera, Colletidae. The transcript has a single exon. The record is from RefSeq and is a predicted model, not a curated record. Bases 1 to 729 code for a protein of 242 amino acids.